UGACCCGCACCUGAACCAAGUGGUGAUCUGUCAGAAUCGUAUCUGGAAUAAGGGUAUAAUCCGUGGUAUUCUGUCGCAUGAAUUCCUCCAUAUGUUCGACUACUGUAGGGCUAAGUUUGACUUCAAUAAUGUUGAGCACAUCGCCUGCUCUGAGAUAAGAGCAGCCAAUCUGUUCCACUGUUCAAUGAUGAGUUCACUACUACUGGGGACCACCAGACCCUGGAAUAUAGCUAAAUCUCACGCCAAUUGUGUGAAGACGAAAGCCGUCGCCUCAAUCAUGUCUGUCCGUAAGGAUAUGACAGCGACCGAGGCCUGGGCUAUAGUCGACAAAGUGUUCGACAAGUGUUACAACGAUUUAGAACCCGUCGGUAGAAGACUUCGGGCCAACUCUAAGGACAUGGAGUGGGCCUAUAGGGAGAGAAACGCCAAACGAUUGGCAUCAUUGAGACAAGUAUCUCAAAACAAUAAGGUUCGCAUCGCUCAGGAAUGUACGGAUCAGUUAAAACAAACGCUGAAUGGCGUACAAAGUGAGAGAAAAGCACUGAUAGAUCAACGGUCGGCCAUACAAAAGGAUAUCAAUGAGAUGGAUGGUCACCGAAACUACACUCAUUUAUAUCGGGAACGACUGAUAGAAAAGAAAGAUGAGUUCACCUGUCGGGAGACUAGCGUUGAGUCGCGCCUUUUGAUGCGAGUAUUUGACAGAAGCGGACAAAAACUGAACACAAUUUUCAAUCAAAACAAUAAUAACAACAAAAUCUUCGCGAAAACGUGUCAAAUGUGUGCGAAAAUGAAUUUCCCCUUAGAAGACAUCCAAUUCGACACAUUAGUGGAUAUACCUCCGCCACCCCUACCACUCAUACCACCUCCAGAUGAUGAAGAGACCACCAGAUCGUUGCCC
Oppiella nova is the source of this 898-nucleotide messenger RNA. The record is from the annotation of a GenBank genome assembly. NCBI's taxonomy places the organism in Eukaryota, Metazoa, Arthropoda, Arachnida, Sarcoptiformes, Oppiidae.